AUCUCUCAAACAACGGGACGGUGCAUCGUGUGUACCGUUAUAUAACGAUAGUGCUCUAUUACUAUUGAUGAUAUUUUCUCUUCUAAGAUCGCACAAAGUACCCACAAUUUCCAUUAUUUAGCACGAUGCGACUAAGUGAACUAAGGAUAGCAUUUCCUCUUGCGUUCUUAGAAUCCCUGGUACAUGGGACCUCCGGCUCAAAGCAAAACACUAGACAUUUCUCAGCCAGUGUCUCCAAAUCCCGACGACAUAAACAUGAUAGCCGUUCUCACUGUGACAUCGAUGCAAAUUUUACAGACCUAAUCGUGCAGCUAUGCUUGAAAUCAGAAACAUUCAGUUGUGACAAUAAAUCGAUCUCGUGCAAUAUCAUAGACUGGGAUGAAAUUGUUGACAAUGAAGCGAAAGGGAGAAAACGCAAGACUAAAAGUAAACAAAUUUCAAAAGUUCGCAAACAGAAGACACUGAAGACGGAAAAUGUGAAUGAGUGUCAAGUUACUGAAUCAGAGUGCAGUCGUUCUAUCUCAUUUUAUCUCGAACAGAACAUCUCUCCAAAGAGAAAAUUGCUUGACACAGACAGAGAAACAUGGUAAGAAACGUAGAUUAUCAGAUGAUGUCACAAUUCUUCAAACGGAUCUUGAAAACAGCUUGAAAAACAGUGACAAUAUAUAUCAAAUGAACAAUAUUCAUCGUGACAAUAACUCUAACAGUGAUUGUCACACAGAUGGACAUCGGGAUGUCAACAAACAUGACUCUGACAAAUUGCAAAAUGGAUCCAAACUUCAAUUUGAAGUAGAUUGUGUGUCAUAUUCUACGAGUGAAAGCACUUCUUUAUCAGGUGAGAGGACUAGAGAAACAUCUUCAACUGGUAUUCAACAGAAAUCUGAAAAUGUUGAUGUUAGUGAAAAUAGAACCACUGAUAAGACUUACUUGCAAAUAUGUGAGGUCAUACAGCAUAUUGAUGUCGGUGAUCUGAGAACAAACACAAGUGCAGACAGUUGUCCUGAACAAUUAAAACCAGUUUCCUUAGGAAACAUAGAUUUGAAGGUGUCUAUUAACUUCAACAAAUGUGUUAACGGUAAUGGAAUUCUUAAUACUGAAAAGGAAUCAUCCGCAAGCACACAUAAUACUUUAAAUACUGAGAUAAAAGGUGUGAAAUCUAAAAUAGCAAAUGUGGAAAAUGCGACAUCAGAACCUCAAAGUAAAGUAAUGGCAUUGUUAAAUCUGAAGAGAACACCUCAACAAAGUUGUCAACAAGUGAAAGACGUAAAGUCAACACUUCUGGUGGAAGAAGGGAAAACUCCAUUGUUUUACAUUCAUGGUAAGAAAGCAGAUGUGCAAACUUGUGUUUUGCUUGGUCCGUUUGUCUUGCAAUCAAGUCCAGUUCCUCAUUUGCGCUUGAGCAUUGCGGGCGUAAUAGGGCAACAUGUUCCUAGUGAGUGGACCUGGAGAAAAGGAUCAAGAUGUCAACAAGUCAACAAGGAUCAACAAGCAACACCAUCCAGGAGACAACCACGGCGGCAGUCCAAGUCGGUGAAGAAAAGUCCAAAGAGUAGAAAGAUUGAGUCAAGUAAACAGUUGAGGCUGCCUGACAUGGAGGAUGGCGAUCCCAGUGUGAUGUAUGCUGAAGAAGAGAAAGAGAUUCCGCAUCAUGCAACCCGAACAGAGUUUCAACCUUGUAAUUCAGGGGAGGAGAAUGGAGAUGCAGACUUCCCAGCCGGUGCCGGAUCAUCAGACAGUGAGCAGUCUGGCCCUCCAGAUCCGUCACAACAGGAUGAUCCAUGCUCUGACAAACCUGCCACCUUGAAACCAACACACAAGAAAUCUAGCAGCAAGAGUGAGGAGUCUUCAGACUGUGUGGCGCUGAACACGGAGAAGGAAAGAUGUUGGGCUGAACAAGAUGGCGCUGGGAGUGAACAGAAUGGUGCUGGUGAUGGACAGGAUGAACCAGAUGCUGAGAAGGAGAUGGCAGAGGUUGAAACAACCUCUGAAACGACCAAGAGGGAGAUCGGCCCAAAGAGCCCCACUAAACAUAAGCAGAAGAAAAAGAAGAAGAAACUGUCCAAGAGAGGCAUAGAUGCAAUGUACAAACGGCUGGAGAGCUACUGCAUAAAGAUAGUGCCCGAGGUUGGCUCAGAUUUGUGGGGUCCUGUCUCCGAUCCAGCACAGAUACAGACCAGUUGUAAGUUCUGCACAAAGUCCUUUCCUGAUCCGCUUCUUCUGGCUGAUCACACACGGAACAUACACAAAAGCCAGCCCCAAUACAUGGACUUUGUGAGAGAGAAUCGGUGCAAGAUGAAGCUAAAAUGCAAUUUGUGUGUGGAAGAUAGAUUCUAUGGCAGAUGGGAAAGUUUCGGUCAACACAUGCGAGACAUCCACACAGAAAAGUUGAUUGGAGAGUCUGUUAAAAAGAUAAAAUGUACUCUCUGUGAUAAGACCUGGGUGAAUCAGAAUAAGUAUGAUCGUCAUCUCAAAGCAGCUCAUGGAAGUGAACGCUACCUCUGCCACCUUUGCCCAACAUUCAAGUGGGAGUCUUCUCUGCAGUGCCACAUCAAGGGAAUCCAUGAAAAAGAAAUGGAUCAUAGUUGUGAGAUUUGUGGGGCAACAUUUUCUCGGAAGUCGUACGUGAAGAAUCACAUUCGGAAGACCCAUAGUGAGAAAGGUCAUGGGGGUGUGAGAAGGUCACGUGGCAUCCAUUGCUCGCUCUGUGACCUCAGGCUGGAUAAGAAGAAGGACAUCACUAAACAUCUCAUUGAAGUUCAUCAGAUGGACAGAAUGUGUAAGACGUGCAAAGUGAAGUUUGACACUGACGAGGAGAUGGAUAAGCAUACCAGAGACUUCCAUGGUAAUGCCCUGUGUCAACACUGUCCAUACUGUGGCUCAGGGUUCCAGGCUCGGGACAACAUGCUGAGACAUAUUGCCAAGGAUCACCUAAAGAUCAUGCAACCGAAAUGCCCGCUCUGUGAAAAGCAGUUUGACUACAACACAGAUCUGAGAUUCCAUCUGAAGAAGGACCACAGCUACGGGGACCAGGAUCAUACAUAUGGCCAAGCCGAAAGUCUCAAGUCCAUCGCGAUACUCAAGUGUGAACACUGUGAUAAGCCAUUCUUCUGGGUGAUGGGAAUGAUCAAUCACAUCCUGGCAAGUCACAUGGACAAAUUUCCACACGAGUGUAAGGAGUGUCGACAGAGGUUUCUGGAGGCCUCCUCUCUGCAGCAUCACAUGGCCUUCCGACAUAUGACAAUUACACAGGGCAGGGGGCAUGGGUCAGGGAGAAGAGAGGGCAGUGGGGGCAAGAAGCAUGAUGGCAAGGAGAAGGUGCUGAAGAUGCCAAGACAGGAUCUUCACGAGGACCUGCUUCAGAAAGGCAGAGCAGUGAAAGAAGGUAGAGCUUUAAGUUUGUUGACAGGGAAAGAAAUGCCAGUGAAAGCAAGAGAUAGCAGUGUCAAGGUCAUUUCUGAAAACGUGUUUCCUGCGCAAGAUGGUGCAGUCCCUGUGUCUGUUCCUGUGUCCGUUCCGGACAUCCAUGGAGGUUUUAUGUCAGGCCAGAUGGAUAGGAGAUCUGCUGCUUACUCUUCUGCGGAAAGGUGGACCUAUCCGACCAACCAAUGGACAGCUCCUAUCCAGCAGCCUCACAUGGCUAGUUUGACUGGACAGGACUUCUUGAACAGUGAUGCUGUUGUCCGGCCAGAGGAGACGUUGUACCAUGUGAUGAGCUAUGCCGGUGACAACCAAGACGUUCGUGCUGAUCCGGUCUGGAAUGAGGACUCAGCUUCCAGGGAUCAGAGAAGAUCACGCAGUUCCAGUCACUUCUGAUCAUGUUACUACGAUCAGAUCUGAUCAUGUGUCUGUGCGUUCUAUAGAUCAGAUACCUUUAAGCACCACAGAACAUGUAAAUGUACAGAACACAGAACAAGUUCCUGCGCGAACCUCUCAAUAUGUACCGAUACGUCCCAAAGUACCAAGUAACCUGUACCCAGAGCACAGUAACAGGAGACCUGGCAGACUGCCUGCCACCCAGCGAAUUGUAAUGGCAGCCAAUGAACGAGCUCGUAUGCAAGCAGCCGUUGAUCGAGGUAUUGUCCAGGGAACUUCUGAUAGGGUCUUACUGCAAGGAGUGACAGACCAAAGACUCGUCCAUGGACCUGCUGACCGGAUUGUUGUUCCUGGGACAGGUGAUCGGGGAUUGUUCCUGGGGCAGCUGUUCAUGCUGGUGUCCAUGGCAGUGGGGGGGAUGGGCAGGUGAUCACUGCAGACAAUCUCAUCGGGUUGUUGUCCGAGUUCAAUUCACAGCAACAGAGCAAUCCAUAUUUUCAGACACAGUUCUUUUGAUCCAUGUUAUCACCUGUUUGAAUGCAGAGAUCAAUGCUCAUGUUGUUGAUCAUUGCAGACUGCUUAUAGCUAGAAUAUUCCUGAGUGCAGAGUUAAACAACAAACAAACAAACAAACAUCUGUUUAAAUGGAAGAACCCAGAUGUGAACAUAGUUCAUUCUUUAGAUAGAGGUGAUGUCAGAAGUGUUUUCAGGAUCUACAAUGUUCCCAUGAAGAUCUGGGUUAGAUUUGGUCUUCAGUGACCCAUGCUUGUCAGUAAGAGGCGACUAACAGGAUCAGGUGGUCAGGCUGAUUGAUGCUCAGGAUGUUCAUCACUGGAUUGUCUGGUCCAGACUUGAUUAUUUACAGACCGACGCCACAUAGCUGGAAUAUUGCUGAGUGCAGCGUUAACAACACAACAAAUCAAGGAUCUACACCGUGAUACAUGUUGGCAGUACUGAUUAUACUAAACUGGUGCAUACUUGCUUAAUUGCUUGUUGUAGCCUUUUCUUACCCUUAUUUAGUGUUGCUUGUAGUCCAUAUAUAUAAAUAAAUUUUCAUUGUUUAUUAAUAUUUAUUUUGUUAGUGGUUUUGUUAUGAUGUUAAGAACAUAUUUUCACAUUAAGUUUUUGUUGCAAGUGAAUCAUUUUUGUUUGCCUUUGCUUUAGUCAAUAAGAAAUCGUUUGCACCUUUUGUACCUGUAUAUAUUUAAUAUGAUACUAAGGCCCUUAGUGUACACUUCUGUGUGAGUUAUGGGAGCUCCAGAUAAGAUUUAGCUCAUGUGGGUAC
Messenger RNA from Haliotis rubra (blacklip abalone), 5097 nucleotides. RefSeq lists its product as uncharacterized. Gene Ontology annotation, cellular component: nucleus. Lineage: Eukaryota; Metazoa; Mollusca; Gastropoda; Lepetellida; Haliotidae. The record is from RefSeq and is a predicted model, not a curated record.